AUGGAUUUUCAUGAAGAAAGUGCUGACCCUUUCGACGAAAUUUUACGUUCCAUUCAAGCUUCUUCGCACAAUUCUUCUCCAGCGGAAGAACCUCCUUGCCACGACUUUCACGACAACCUAAACCUGAUAGCUGACGAGCAGAAGGCGAGCCCCGUUGAGUUCUAUUCAUCAAUACCGGAUACGUUUCCUUCCGAGGGAUUCACCGAGGGCCAGGCUAACGUAUUCUCCCAAGAUUUUACUUCAUCUUUCCAAGACAUGGGCGCGCCAACAUUGACGAUGGAGCCACCUACCGCUCACGGAAAUGCCUUUCAAUUCUUGGAUUUCUCCGAUGCAAGCUGCGGGAUCGAAAGUAGCUUUGAGUCACCUCUGAAGACUUCGCUCAAUUUUCAGAAUGACAGAGGAAUCUUCCACUCGUCUCCCACUGAGAUGUUAUCCUCGUCCCCCAACGGCUCAUCAGCGGCCUUCCCUGCGUUCUCCUUUUCUUCUCACAAUUUUCACGAUGAUCAUUUGCGUUUCCUAUACCCUGAAGACUUCGGUUUCCACUCUCCCCCCACCGAUAUAUUAUCAUCAUCACCCAACAGCUCACCGGCGUCUUUCGCUGCAUUUCCCUUUUCAUCUAACAAUCUAUACGGUGAUCACAAUCUCCACGGUGAUCGCAUGCCUUUCAUAUACCCCAAGGAAUUCGGUGUGCCUAUCGCUCGAUCAAACGUAAAAGGUCUCCCAAGCGGUAUACCUGGUGGUCGCAGAGGCUCUCGACAUCAUCGUGAUCUGUCCGGAACGUCGUCAACAACCAGUACGAUUUCAGGGCCAUCGUACGAUUUUUGCCCAGCGAUUGAUCCUAGUGCGCUUCAACCUCCGCUGAGCAAAUUACAAAGAGGAAUCGACCUUACCAAUAAUGAGACCAGUCAUAUUGUGUCGCCUUUUAUUAAUCAAGUCGUGGAGCAAGGGCCUGACGGUACAAUUACUGGACGUUACUCACGUCCUCUGACUUCGACCGGAAGACCUUCGCAUGCCAGAAAGACGCCACCUGGCCAUGUCAAACGGCCGCGGAAUGCAUUCAUCUUGUUUCGGUCUUACGCGUGCUCCUCGAACCUCAUACCUCCCACUGUUGAGAAGGACCAUCGUCAAAUUAGCCGGAUUGUCAGUCAUAUGUGGAAAUCCUUACCGGCUGACGAAAGACUGAAAUGGGAGCGCCAGGCUGAGGAAGAGAAGGAUCUUCAUCGUAAACUCCAUCCUGACUAUCGAUAUAAGCCGAUUUACCGCAAGGAAAACUCUGCAAAGAAGAACCAAGGUCGUCUGGCGUCUUCUGCUGCCGCGCGAAAGAAAGGAAACCUCCGAAAAGGCGCGAAAGGUUUGGAUCUUGCGGAUUGCGGUGACCUUUCAGUGGAUUCAAGAAAUUAUAGCGGAUUCCACGGCAAAAGUCCAGCUGAUCUUCUACGGGAGCGUGAUGAGGAGAUCCGUUGCGAGAUAGUUGCGAAGGUUUUGAUGGAGACCAAACUUUCGGGGAUUUCAUUGGAAGAAGGCGAAAUGGAAGAACGCGUUCUGGAGGAAGUACGGCUAGCCAAAUUGAAUGAAGCACACGAGUUUCAAACACAGUCGCAAUCGGAGAUCGGCGAGGGUGACCAAAUCACAUCUUCACUCGAUCACAACUCAGAGAGCACUUUCCCCAGCUUCGAUGACUAUAGUGCCUUCUUCCCUCCCCCUAGUAUUCCUGAGAGCCUCUCCUAG
Messenger RNA from Puccinia triticina, 1728 nucleotides. RefSeq lists its product as uncharacterized. Lineage: Eukaryota; Fungi; Basidiomycota; Pucciniomycetes; Pucciniales; Pucciniaceae. Bases 1 to 1728 code for a protein of 575 amino acids. Gene Ontology annotation, molecular function: DNA-binding transcription factor activity, RNA polymerase II-specific; RNA polymerase II cis-regulatory region sequence-specific DNA binding. Gene Ontology annotation, cellular component: nucleus. The transcript is spliced from 3 exons. The record is from RefSeq and is a predicted model, not a curated record. Gene Ontology annotation, biological process: regulation of transcription by RNA polymerase II.